This is a messenger RNA of Prunus dulcis (almond), 1894 nucleotides long. RefSeq names its product zinc finger BED domain-containing protein RICESLEEPER 2-like. Bases 93 to 1685 code for a protein of 530 amino acids. NCBI's taxonomy places the organism in Eukaryota, Viridiplantae, Streptophyta, Magnoliopsida, Rosales, Rosaceae. Gene Ontology annotation, molecular function: DNA binding; protein dimerization activity. The transcript is spliced from 3 exons. The record is from RefSeq and is a predicted model, not a curated record.
GUCUAUUUCAUUUCCCACAGAAACCCAAAAGUCCCUUUGGCUCCUCCUUCCUCAUUUCCUUCUUCCUCUCGCCGACUCGACGCAAAGGAGAUAUGGCUGGGGUUCCUGGAGCUAACGACGUUAUUGGGUCUUCAAAGAAUGGAAUAUCUGAUCAUGAAAAUAGCGGCAGUGGUCAUAGCAAGGAUGUGAAUUCCAUUUCAUCAGUUUCAGAUACGGAGGGCACUGAGGAGGUACUUGAAGAUGAUCAGCAAAGUGAUUUAAGGACUCUUGCCGAGUUGAUUUGCUUUGAAGAAGUUCCACCUAAAUGGUAUGCACGCUUAGGUGAGUUCAGCCCCCUGUUUAAGCCUAGUUUCAGUGAGAUUGAAACUGAAUGCAUGGAAGUCUUUGAGAAAAAGAAAAUGGAAACCAAGAAAAUAUUAGGAAACUUUGAUGGACAGAUUAGCCUCUCGGUUGAAAUUCUGAGGUGUGAAAGUUACUUUGACCCUAGCUGCUGCGGUGAUUAUUUGUGCCUUUCCGCACAUUUUAUUGAUGAGAAUUGGGAACUGAAUAAUUGGGUACUUCACUUCUGUUCUAUUUCGGUUUCGGGUCCAUCUGAUGAUUCCCUUCACAAAUAUGAAGAUUGGGGCAUUUUAAGGUCGCUUGAAGAUUGGGGCAUUGAGAACAAGAUCUCCGCACUCACUGUGAAAAAUGAUAAUUGCAAUAAUGAAUUGGUUGAGUUUCUGAAAACGCACAUCCAAGAAAAGAUGGAACUCCAACUUAAUAGUAAGCUGUUUUGUGUGUAUUGUUGUGGGGAAAUGAUCAGCGUAAUGGUGCAGGAUGCAUUUGACAAGAUUGCAGAUAUAGUUCACAAGGUUCGUCAGGUGUAUACUUUUAAAACUGAUUACCCCAUGUGGUUUCUCAAAUUGUUAAACCUGCAAGAAGCUUUGAAGUUAUGGGCUCAGGGAAAUCUCUCUUCCAGAGAUGUGACUCACUCUCGUAACGUGCCUUCCCCAGAGGAAUGGAAGAAAGUUGAGGGUGUUUGUAAAAUUGUAGAGAACAUAUAUAAAGUGACAGAAAGUGAAUUCUUCAACGAAACACCCCUAACUCCCAAUGUUCAUCUUUGUCGCCUGCUUAAGCUUCGCAAAAGUCUGGCCAAAAUGUCCAUUGACUCAGAUAGUUUUAAUAGAACAGUAGUUGAGGACAUGUUGAAAAAGUUUGAUAAGUAUUGGGAUGACAUGUUCUUGCUGUUGGCAAUAUCUGCAGCGCUGGAUCCUCGAUUGAAGAUGAGAUAUAUUGAAUUUGUUUGUUCAGAAGUUAAGGAUUGGAAUGGAAACUCACAAGUUGCAGUUGUUUUUGGGGCCAUUCACAAACUGUUUGAUGAAUAUGUGGUCCGUUUUCCGUUGCAAUACAACCAGCAGUUCAUCCAUUUGAAUGAUCAUCCUAAAGAAAAAUCAGACUUGGAUUGCUAUUUGGAACAACCUGUCUUAACUCCCAGUCUGGGUUUUAAUGAAUUGGCUUGGUGGAAAACCGCAAGCGCUAAGUACCCUACCCUUUCCCAGAUGGCACGUGAUUUUUUAGCCAUUCCAGUUUCUCUUGCAACUCAAAGUGAGGCAUACUAUACUGUACCAAAGCCAGCUGAUGAACAUAUAGUUUGCUUGAAGCCAGACUUGAUGAAUGCCUUGAUGUGUACUCGAAGCUGGGUAUAGUGGGCAGGCACUGAUACAAUGUUAACAGGUACAGUUUUUUUUUUUUUUUUUUUUGGCUGCUCUUCCUUAGCUUAUGGCUGCCUCACUUUUGGAAGGCUUGGGAAUCAGAAUAGCUAAGCCAUUGACUUAGGCAUUAAAACCAGUUACUUUUGAACUCCACUGUAGUUUUGAAUUGUUGUAUUGAAAAGAUGAUGGAAUGUGUUGCUCAA